AAACACUCGAGCUUCAUUCACCAAGCGCACUCACUCAUUCCCCCGCUUCACCUGCACUACUUCUAGGAGAUGCUCUAAACAUGCCUCCUGAGCAUGGCGACAGUCCGAAUCUGUGUAUGCGGUGAUGAAGGAGUCGGAAAGAGCUCCAUUAUCACCUCGCUGGUCAAGGAUGUCUUCGUCACCACCAAAAUCCAACCCGUCCUCCCCCAAGUAACCCUCCCGCCGACCCUGGGCACCCCGGACAAUGUCACCACGACCAUCGUCGACACCUCCGCAUUAGUACACGAGCGCCAUACAUUGAGGAAGGAACUGCGGAAGUCCAAUGUGAUACUCUUGGUCUACUCGGACCACUACAGCUAUGAGCGGGUUGCGCUGUUUUGGAUGCCCUACUUCCGGACUGUGGGCGUGAAUGUGCCGGUCGUGCUAUGCGCCAACAAAUCAGAUCUCCAGUCCAGUGGGACAACGCCGCAAGUCGUGUCGGAUGAGAUGGUGCCGGUCAUGAACGAGUUCAAGGAGAUUGAUUCGUGCAUACGGACGAGUGCGAAGGAGCAUCACAAUAUCAACGAGGUCUUCUUCCUCUGCCAGAAAGCAGUCACACACCCUAUAGCUCCGCUGUACGAUGCAAAGGAAGCUGCCCUGAAACCUGCAGCUGUAUCUGCCCUCCAGCGCGUAUUCCAUCUCUGCGACAAGGACAAGGACGGAUACCUGAACGAUGCCGAAAUCCACGACUUCCAGAUGAAAUGCUUUGAGAAGCCCUUGGGAGAUGACGACCUUCGCAAUAUCAAACAGUCAAUACAACGGUUUGCGCCGCAAUCCGCCAGUGACGAGGGAAUAGAUGGGAAGGGGUUUCUGGUACUCAACAAGAUUUUUGCGGAGAAGGGCCGCCAUGAAACUAUAUGGAUUAUAUUGAGGAAGUUCCACUACACGGACAGCCUCAGUUUGAAGGACACCUUCCUACGACCCAAGUUCGACGUGCCCCAGUAUUCCUCAGCAGAACUCAGCCCCACUGGAUAUCGCUUUUUCGUGGAUCUAUUCCUGCUCUUCGACAAGGACAACGAUGGCGGAUUGAAUGACUCGGAGCUCAAAGCCCUAUUCAACCCCACCCCAGGAAUCCCACCCUCCUGGGUUGACUCUGCCUUUCCCUCGUGCACGGUACGGAACGAAGCUGGGUAUAUUACUCUCCAGGGCUGGCUGGCUCAGUGGAGCAUGACUACCUUUGAAGAACCCAAGACGACUUUGGAAUACCUCGCAUAUCUUGGAUUCGAAAGCACUGAUAGAGGAGGCACGACUACCGCACUAAAAGUCACAAAAGCACGCAAGAGACGCAACAAGCCAGGGAGAGUCGAGCGGAAUGUCUUCAAAUGCUACGUGCUGGGUGCCGGAGGCAGUGGAAAAAGCUCGCUCCUGUCCGCAUUCCUCAACAGGCCCUUCAGCCAAACCUACCACCCAACUAUCAAGCCUCGAACUGCAGUAAACAGUGUCGAGCUGAAAGGAGGCAAACAGUGCUACUUGAUCCUCGAGGAGCUGGGCGAGCUCGAGCCAGCAAUACUAGAGAACCAGGCCAAGCUCGACGCCUGUGAUCUCCUGUGCUACACAUACGACUCCAGCGAGCCCGAUAGCUUCGCUCAUAUCGUCGAGCUGAGGAAGAAGUUCCCUCAGUUGGACUUCUUACCCGCAGUUUACACUGCGCUCAAAGCUGACCAGGACAAGACUAUGCAGCGAUGCGAGCAGCAGCCAGACGAGUACACCAGCGCGUUGAAUAUGGCAGCGCCACUGCAUGUCAGUGCAACCUGGGGCAGCAUCUCGGAGCUGUUUGUCCAUCUAGCCGAAAGCGCCACUCACCCAUCGACAGCAUUCCCGAAGCUGGACGAUGAGCCCGUCGACCGCACGAACCUGUACCUUGCGCUGGCCGCGAUUGUUAGCGUAGCGGCAGUGUCUAUAGUGAUUUUGAAGCGAAAUCUGUCCGCUUCAGCGUAGACAUGAUGUUGGUUAGCAGGCCGGCAGGGACCCUGGAUGAUAGGAGUCGAUACUCGUAGUGUGUAAUAUAUAAUAGCAUGCCUCCAGCAAUAGCUCACGGCAUUAUGUGCAAGGGGUGGGGUGCUCUGCCUCACUGCACGUGCAGCCUUUCGAGGCUUUGUGGCUAUUUAUCUCCACAUGUGACUUGACGAAUUGUUGCUAUUUUUGCUGCAUGCGGCGUCCUUUCUUCGACCCUCUUCAGGCUUGCCAAGUGCGCCACGCGAGGCUAGACGGUUGCUGGUGUGGAUGGGUACAUAAACGGCAUCUGGGCGCUUCAACACACGGCGCUUAGAUAGUAGACCUAUGACAGUGCGGGUGAUGUAGAUGAGGCCGAGAGGGGCCUGGCCAUAGACCAUAGAUGAGAUAGGAGGUC
Messenger RNA from Mytilinidion resinicola, 2389 nucleotides. Its product is annotated as mitochondrial Rho GTPase. The transcript is spliced from 3 exons. Bases 94 to 1977 code for a protein of 627 amino acids. Gene Ontology annotation, molecular function: GTP binding; GTPase activity; calcium ion binding. Gene Ontology annotation, biological process: mitochondrion organization; small GTPase-mediated signal transduction; regulation of mitochondrion organization. Gene Ontology annotation, cellular component: mitochondrial outer membrane. NCBI's taxonomy places the organism in Eukaryota, Fungi, Ascomycota, Dothideomycetes, Mytilinidiales, Mytilinidiaceae. The record is from RefSeq and is a predicted model, not a curated record.